AUGAAAGGAAUUUUAGUGAGUUUGUUUAUGUUGCUAGUUGUGGUAGUGCAACUAGGAGAAUCGAUUAAUUGUGGUGAAGUUGGUGGAGCACUAGCCCCUUGUGUGCCUUAUUUGACACAAGGUGGAGAUCCAUCAGGUUCAUGUUGUGAUGGUGUGAAAAAAGUAGUAGAAACAACUCCAACACAGCAAGAUCGGCAAGUUGCUUGUGAAUGUAUGAAAUCUGCUGCUGCUCGUUAUCCUAAUGUUAAGCCAGAUGCUGCAUCUAAUCUCCCUUCACGCUGUGGUCUUACUACUCCUAUCCCAAUCUGA
Messenger RNA from Solanum pennellii, 309 nucleotides. RefSeq names its product non-specific lipid-transfer protein A-like. The record is from RefSeq and is a predicted model, not a curated record. The transcript has a single exon. NCBI's taxonomy places the organism in Eukaryota, Viridiplantae, Streptophyta, Magnoliopsida, Solanales, Solanaceae. The coding region runs from base 1 to 309 and encodes 102 amino acids. Gene Ontology annotation, molecular function: lipid binding. Gene Ontology annotation, biological process: lipid transport. Gene Ontology annotation, cellular component: membrane.